GUCUCAUGUAACCAACCACGCCGCGGCACGUCAGUUUUGAAGCGAAGUUUGAAAUGGCAUUACAAGCUAUUGCAUCGCUUGUACUUUUAAGUUUCAUUUUAUUGCCAACUUUGUGUCAAAACACGGAAGAGGAUGAGGAUAUGACAUACGCCUUUGAGCCAGAAGAGCGGUUUUUGGACAUAUUCCCGCUGACCGAGGAUAAUUUCACUGACAGUGUUAUGAGAAGUAGCGAUGCCUGGAUUGUCAUUUUUCAUGCUGGUCAGUUAAAGCGGAGUUGGAAGUCGAUGGCCGUCAAUCUGAGGGGCGUGGUGUGGGUGGGGAUGGUAGACACGCGCUACCAGGCAGAGCUGCUCGAAAGAAUGAAAUAUAGAGUAAACCAUGACUCAGAGGCUAGAGUGUAUCCUCACGGACCAAUGUCUAUAAAAAAGAAGUCCUGGCUGAGUGCCAAAUCCCCAAAUGAAGCUCGUAUGUUAGCAGUGGAUUCAAUUCCUGACAAUUCACUUCGGAUCAAGGGGAAGAACCUCCAGGAAUACCUUGUAGACUGUUUUAUGUCCAAGCCUUCUAGAUUCCCACUCCUGCUCCUCACUGAGGAGACUGAGACCCCUGUUCUAUUUAAAGCUGUAUCUUACAGAUUUAAGCGGUACUUUAAUGCAGCUCGGGUUGUGAAACCAACUCUGGACGAUUACAAUGCCCUAGGAAUGGAGGACAGUUUCUUUGACACACCCCUUUUGUUCAUCCUUCUACCUGAUGUCAAGGACAAAGGGACCAAGAAAACCCAGGAUUUGGGUUUCAGUGCAGUGAUGUUUGAAACUAAGAGGAUGGGAGACUUAAACUAUCCCAACAUUUUGAGAUUUUUGUUUGGGGUCAAUAAUUCAUAUAGACACACUCUACCAGGGGAUAAUCAAUCAAAUGAUCAGGAGGUUUCCGAAAUGUCAGACAUUGUAAAAAUCGAGAGUAAAAGGUUUGAAAUGGAGAAGCCAAAAAAGAAAGCUAAGAAAGAUGAUGAUUCUAGUAUUAAAUUUACAAUGACAAACACAAUGAGUGGAGCAGUCCGAGAUGAAUUAUAGCAGAACUUCCAUUUCAAUUGUACACUUGACUCUCCUCAAAUGCUUCCAUUCCAUAUAAGAAUACUUGCCAGUUAGUGUCAUAAAACAAUAUACAAUGUUAGUUUUUCCUGCUUUCAUUUAUAUGUUUAAUGCAAAUAUUUGAUCUUAAUUUUGCUACGCAUUAACAAAAAUACUGUUCCACACAUGCUGUAAAAUGUAUGUAAAUUAGCACUCAAAAUUAAUCACAGUCUUCCUCAUCAAGCUUAAUCAUGAGUUGGGCGCAUUUAUAGCAAAGCUUCCAAGUGUAUUUGUUUUUAUUAUACAAUCUAUAUUACAUGAAUUAGAGGAAAAGAAGCAGCAUUUCCUUUGCCAAUUUAAAACUGGCUGAAAAAAUAUGAGAUGCAAGAUGUUUAAAACUUUGUGAUGCAUGUAUAUUGACUAGCUACUCUUAAAGUGUUCACUGCAGUAGAGUCUCUCAUUAGUUGCUGUGUUGUUACAACUUUUCCUCCUUUCAGUAAAUGUAACUAUUCAUGAAAAUGAUGUAAAAGUUUAGGAGUAUAAUGUAAAAAUCCUAUCAUUAAAGAUAUAUAUGUGAAAAGUGAUGAUAUAUAGUUGAUAAAUUUUCACAUUUAGGAUUAUGGUACUUUCUAAACUGAAAAUAUAUUCUGAAUUGCUUACAUGUAAUUCAACAAGAUCAGAUACUCUGAUAAACAAACUGGACAGUUUGUGAAGAUGUGCCUUUCUAUUGAACCCUGUUAAAAGAGUUUUAUUUUUUUUCUGGUUACACAAUGCUUUUUUGGAAUAAAAUUUCUUGUUACUGUGUAUGUA
Molecule: messenger RNA, 1874 nt
Organism: Saccostrea echinata
Lineage: Eukaryota; Metazoa; Mollusca; Bivalvia; Ostreida; Ostreidae
Exons: 3
Coding region: 54-1067 (337 amino acids)
Source: RefSeq, a predicted model, not a curated record